Asterias rubens (European starfish) is the source of this 1182-nucleotide messenger RNA. Its product is annotated as GRIP1-associated protein 1-like. Lineage: Eukaryota; Metazoa; Echinodermata; Asteroidea; Forcipulatida; Asteriidae. Gene Ontology annotation, cellular component: glutamatergic synapse; extrinsic component of postsynaptic early endosome membrane; postsynaptic recycling endosome. The record is from RefSeq and is a predicted model, not a curated record. Gene Ontology annotation, biological process: regulation of modification of synaptic structure; regulation of neurotransmitter receptor transport, endosome to postsynaptic membrane; regulation of recycling endosome localization within postsynapse.
UUCCCAUGAAGCCAGCUCCACCCCCGGAGACGGCCAAGAAAGUAGCUUUCAAGAAGAUGAUGGACUUUGUGAAGGGAGACGACAAUAGCCAAGUUGCUAACAACCAACGGGAGAUGAACCAGAAACUACAGAUUAUGCUGGAAGAAACGCUGACUAAGAACAUGCAUCUACAACAGGACAUUGAAAUGCUAUCGGGAGAGGUGGUUCGACUGAGCAAGCUGGCACCCCUCGCAUCAUCGACUAGUCCACUCCAUCCAAGUCAUAUCACAUGGACAGCAGGUGAUAUCACUUCGGCGGAUGGGGGUUCCUCACCCUCAUCACCGUCCCACUUCACAGGAGACCAAGCCAGUGCUCAGUAACAGCAAUUCCAACCAAAUUUUAUACUCUAUUAAUUUAUUAUAUGAAUGUGCAGUAUUUGUCCGGGCUGCAUCAUAUUGCCAUUAAAGUACUAGUUAAACACAACAUUACUGGGUUCAACUUCAGAGCUGUUGAGCAGAAUAUUGUUUUUGUGCUUAGCGAAAAGUGGAGGGAAUUGAGUUAUAGGCCCUCAUCAUUCUGCUGCUAACAUUCUGAGUAAAGUACAUGUUGUUUGACUGUUGCCAUCUUAAUUUGUACAUGAAUUUAUAUGAAUUUUGAUACCCUAGCAGUGUCCCUGGUAGAUUAAAUCGGCCUUAUUUAUAACAGGUUACAAUAUGGUUACAAUAUACCAUGUGAUCUUUAAAAUGAACUUUUUGAAAGGUCAAGUGUUGACCAAAAUAAACUUUUGGAUGUCAGCUUUGUGUAUGCCUUGACUGCAGUCAUUGUUUCACAUUAUAUUACAUGUAUUUAAUACAGGGCACUGCCAGGGUUAAACACUGCAAGCUCAGUUUCCUGAAAUAUGGCACAUAACUUAAACAAUUUCAAUUUAACAGAGGGACUGUUUAAGUAUGCUUAACACAGCUUAAGCACAGUUAAGCUUUCCAAAUCAGGAUAACAGUAAAAAUACAUUAUGAAAUGUGUGCAGUUUUGUGACUGGUUCCUUGAAAUGUCUGCUUUCUUGUCAGCAAAUAUUUAUUUUACUUAUCUGCUCUAUGAAAUUGUCCUAAGGGUAUAGACCGUAUUAAAUAUGACAUCACCGUUCAAAUAUCUGCCCUACAACACCGCGUCUGCGAGCAUGUGCGUGUGUGUGUGCGCGUGCUUGUG